Messenger RNA from Gloeophyllum trabeum ATCC 11539, 1425 nucleotides. RefSeq names its product family A1 protease. The transcript is spliced from 6 exons. Gene Ontology annotation, molecular function: aspartic-type endopeptidase activity. Lineage: Eukaryota; Fungi; Basidiomycota; Agaricomycetes; Gloeophyllales; Gloeophyllaceae. The coding region runs from base 166 to 1425 and encodes 419 amino acids. Gene Ontology annotation, biological process: proteolysis. The record is from RefSeq and is a predicted model, not a curated record.
CAGGGAUCUACCAACAGUUUCGUAUUAUCGUCCUGACAUAUGCAUAACCUUCGAGUCGGGUGCUGACCGGAGAUGUGGCCAUAACAAUGCAAUUCUCAAGCCCCCGGGGAUACAAGUACCAACACCCCCUCCCUUCCUUGAAUACAAAGUCACCCUUCCCCAACAAUGUCCUCCCCCGUCGUGGUCGACUCCUCCAUCCGCUUCACCGCCCACCUCAAGGGCCUCCACGCAAAGGACAUCCUCGCGCGCGACCAGGCCCGAGCCCACAAGUUCCUCGCGGGGCUCCACCCCCACGGCCCCGCCGCCUUCCACGAGGCGCGCAGGGCCCGCCGGCACCACCAUGCACACCACCAUCACCAAGACGCCGACGUGGCCGCGCAGACCAUGGGCGCCGCCAGCAACAGCGGGAAAAGCAUCGACGUGACCGACGCAGCCGUGGAGUACUCGACCAGCGUGGGCGUCGGGACGCCCCCGGCGCAGUACGACCUCCUCAUUGAUACGGGAUCGUCGAACACCUGGCUCGGCGCCAAGAAGAAGUACGUCAAGACCAGCUCCAGCCACAGCACCGGCAAGAAAGUGACGGUCUCGUACGGCACCGGGUCGUUCACCGGUACCGAAUACACCGACACCGUUACCCUCGCCCCGAACCUCGUCAUCCAGAACCAGUCUAUCGGCGUCGCCAGCAGCACGCAAGACUUUAACGACGUCGACGGCAUUCUUGGCAUCGGCCCCGUCGACCUCACCGAGGGCACCGUCGCGGGCAAUGCCCCCGUCCCCACCGUCACCGACAACCUCUACGCGCAAGGCAGCAUCACCACCGAGUCCAUCGGCAUCUCCUUCGAGCCGACGACGGGCACGAACGUCGCGAACGGCACCAUGACCUUUGGCGGCGUCGACUCGUCCAAGUACACGGGCGAGAUCACGUACGUGCCGAUCACGCGCACGAGCCCGGCUUCGCAGUACUGGGGCAUCGACCAGGAUCUGACGUACGGGAAGAGCGGGGCGAAGCUGUUGAGCGGCGCGCCGGGGAUCGUGGAUACGGGCACGACGCUGCUGUUGAUCGCGACGGACGCGUUCGAGGCGUACCAAAAGGCCACCGGUGCGACCAUGGACCAGUCCACCGGCCUGCUGACCCUCACCGAGUCGCAGUUCACCAAGCUGCAGUCGCUGUACUUUGCGAUCGGCGGCACGACCUUUGAGCUGACGCCGAACGCGCAGAUCUGGCCGCGCAGUCUGAACAGCACGAUCGGCGGCGAGGAGGGCAAGAUCUACCUCGUCACGAGCGACCUCGGGAGCCCGAGCGGCAGCGGGCUCGACUUUAUCGACGGGUUUGCGUUCUUGCAGCGCUUUUACUCGGUCUAUGAUACGACCAACUCGCAAGUCGGGAUUGCGAACACGCCGUGGACGGAUGCGACUACGAAUUAA